UUUUAGAGGUUAUAUAAUAAAAAUAUAAAUAAAACAUUUUUAGAUUAUAAAUAUUAAUCACACAAGUUGAAAUAUUUUCAGCUGCAUAACAUCAAUUUAAAAGGGAUUCGCGUUAAUAGUAUAUUUUUCAGUUGAUUGUCAAAAUUCAUUCCAAAAAUCCAUCAAGAUAAAUAAGGGAGCAUAAUUUUAUCUUAAAAACACAAUUACAAUAAAAUAGAAAAAUCAAAAUAAACAAAACAAUUUCGUAUUCGCGCCAGUAACGAAGCAGUUAAUUAACCGCUUCGAGGAUGCAAUGUUCGUCCACUCAUUUGCUCUUGCGAGUUGGUUAGAUCCAUUCGGUGUUCCUCCAUUACAAUGUCCCCGCUUGCUCGAAUUGCUUCCGCUGUAGUAGCAGCAAACUUUCUGUUGAUUGCUCGGUUAAUUUCUUCCACUGUGCCUCGGGGUCUUCAGAAAUUUUCAGUGGACGAACCUUCCAAGAGAACAACAGCUACAAGAAUUAUCAAGAACUUCAUUGGAGAUGAUGGACGGAUUUAUGCUUGCUCAGGGAGAAACUUUUAUGUCUUUGAAAGUAAUGGUUCUAUUGCGCGGAGAAUAUACCUAAAAUACACCUGCAAUGCUAAUCUAGCUCCAGUUCAUGAAGGAUCAGGAAAGAUAUAUGUGGUUGCAGAAAACAGAGUACUGAAACUUGAUUAUUCGAAAGUAGGAAUUUCUGAACCGGCUGUAGAAGUAUUCUUUGGUCCCGCACAAGGGAAAGAUGGACCUGGGGAAAUAAUAGGUGUCUCUGCAAGCAUAUCCAGUUCGUGUGUGCUCAUUACUGUAAAAAAUCGCGGGCUCUUUGCAUACAGGCUGAAUGGGAGGCUCAUGUGGAGUGCCGGUCCAGUGCUUUAUCGGCAUGGCUAUCGCCAAGGUUGCAGGAAAAAUAUUACGAAGUGCUAUUUUACAUCAAUGCCUAUAAUCGAUCACUGUGAAGCAAGCAUAUUUGUUUUGAACACUGUGGGGGAACUGUAUUCGUUGUCUGUUCAUGGUCCUAAUUUUAAGUGGAUCCAAGAUCUUAGCUCAUAUGGAAAUACUCUUGCAAUUACUCCUGGAAACAAUGGUCUUCUGUAUGUUACUGUACCCGAAUCAGCUCUUGUUCUUGCACUGAAUGCUUCCACUGGGAAUAUCUUAUGGCAAGGAAGUUUCGGGCCGCUAAGCUCCAUAGAUAAUGAACCAGUUGUUGAUGCAAAUGGUUGGAUAUCUUUUGGCUCAUUGGAUGGACAUCUUUAUUCAUUUUCGCCAACGGGAGAUCUCAGAAAGUUCCCAAGAUCACCUAGUUUGGAUUCUGUGAUCCAAGUUAACCCUGUGCUUGAUUGCUCCGGUUAUGCACUUUACACUUCUACGACAAAAAUGGAAGGAAAAAGUUCGCAUACCAUUGCAGAAUACACUUAUGUAUCAGCUCUGAAGCCCAAAAAUGUUGUCUUCACCUUACUUGUUCCGGCUUCCAGUUCCGUCUAUUGGUCUGAAAGCGAUCCUAGUAAAUUCUUAUUCAAGUUGUCUCAGACUGAUCUGCAACUUUUUGUGUUGGAUGAAAGAACUCUUCUAUCAUUCUUUGCAGCUUCAAGAAUUGGCAGUCCAUUCCCUUGUUCAUACAAGAAACUCGAAUCUAGCUGCCUGCAAGUCGAGCCCGAGAGUGAGCCUAUCUACACAGGCAAUGGGAGGACAAUCAUCAUGUUCCUGGCAAUCGAAUCAGUAGCAUUGUUACUACUAGCUGGAGCCGUGCGAUUCUGCUGCAUUUUUUGGAAGAAGAAGAAGGUUCAAGAUCAGAACCUGGGAAAGUUCCUGGACAAGAGAAGAUCUCUACAAUCACAAGAGAAAGCAUUGGAUCAUAUGAUCACAGAGCUGCAGCGAAAAGCUUCAGAAGAUGCAAAUGGAGUGCUGGAAACACUAAGCGAUUUGGUGAGAGGACGAGAAGACAUCAGGCGAAGGCUCUCGACAACUUACAGCUUAGGAAGGGACACAAAUGAAACACACCCCAAUUCCAAAUCACGCCUCCUCCCUUUGUACGAAGGAACGAGCCAAAGCCAUAGCCAGAGCCAGAGCCAUUCCUUGGAAGGCGUAGGGGGCGGCAGCAGUGUGUCGAUAUCUCAGACUCAGAGCAGCAGCAGUUCAGGGGAGUAUAGUAAAAGAGACGAGUUCAUGGUGAUGCUUAAAGCCAAAGGAAAAGCUGUUGUUGCCGAAGAAGAAGAAGAAGGCGAAAGCGAAAGUGAAGCCACCUCUAAUGGUGGGAGAAGGGAGGAGAUGGAGGAGGUGGAACUGCCAUUGAUUGAUGAUGAUGAUGAAGAAAAGGCUCUCUCUCUCAAAUCAACUCGUAAGGGUAGAAGAAGAUCGAGGAGAAAGAGUCAAAGGUACGGACGGGCAGGGCAGCGUACUGCGAAUAGCGAAGGGUCGUGCCUUUACCAUCUCACAGUCUCCACCUCUCUGUGUCGGGCGCCAUCUUCAUUUAGAUUCCGAUUCCGAUUCCUCAGGGCUGCGGAGGCUUUGUCGGCUGUACCUGCUUGCUUGCUUCUUGCUCGACCUUCAGAAGAAAUUCUCGGCAUUCGGACACCCCUAAUUUGUUGAACAGAUAUUCUCCGAUGGAUGCUGAGGAUUUUAUGGAACUUCCCGGUCCCAGUAGUUUAGGGCAUGGGAGCGAGAAUGAUACUCCGUCUGCAUUUGGCCAUGACUCUAAAAAUUCUGGUUCUCUACCUCCGAACUUGCAGUUAAUGGAUGAGGUUAAUGGUGAGAACCCAACAAUAUUAAAUGGAUUACAUGUGACCAUGGAAACUUCAGUGCUAUCUGAGACUGAAAA
Messenger RNA from Andrographis paniculata, 2827 nucleotides. Its product is annotated as protein GAMETE EXPRESSED 3. Bases 355 to 2598 code for a protein of 747 amino acids. Gene Ontology annotation, biological process: pollen tube guidance; embryo development ending in seed dormancy. Lineage: Eukaryota; Viridiplantae; Streptophyta; Magnoliopsida; Lamiales; Acanthaceae. Gene Ontology annotation, cellular component: plasma membrane. The transcript is spliced from 13 exons. The record is from RefSeq and is a predicted model, not a curated record. Gene Ontology annotation, molecular function: protein binding.